This is a messenger RNA of Lytechinus pictus (painted urchin), 3906 nucleotides long. RefSeq lists its product as uncharacterized. The record is from RefSeq and is a predicted model, not a curated record. NCBI's taxonomy places the organism in Eukaryota, Metazoa, Echinodermata, Echinoidea, Temnopleuroida, Toxopneustidae. Gene Ontology annotation, molecular function: monocarboxylic acid transmembrane transporter activity. The transcript is spliced from 5 exons. Gene Ontology annotation, biological process: transmembrane transport. Bases 283 to 1947 code for a protein of 554 amino acids. Gene Ontology annotation, cellular component: membrane.
AUGCAGGAAUACAUCUCAAAUAGAAAAAAAUUCUUCUUUUUUCGAUGAUAUUCUUGAUCAACAGCAUGGGCAGGCUCUAUUGCGCUCGGCUUGGCCACCAGUGCAGGCGUGAUCGUAACUCCACUGAUAAACCGGUUCGAGAAUCGUCCGGUCGGUGUCUUUGGGAUCCUUCUAGCAAGCAUAUCCUACUUCUCUACCUCGUUUAUCACGGAUUUCAGGCUCAUCUACUUCACAUACAGCGCUAGCUACGGCUUGGGUGUUGGAUUUUGUUCUCUGGCUUCAAUGGACCUCUUGCUUCGGUAUUUCCCAAGGAAGCACUGCUCACGAGCUACUCUUAUCACGUUGGUUGGGGCAAGUUCAGGUAUGCUUGCUCUUGGCCCUCUGACAUACACGUUGAUCGAGAACUGGGGUUGGCGUAAUAUGUUCCGUUUCCUUGGAGCUUUGAUGUUAAUCAUUGCACUUCCAGCCACGAUGACGUUUUCACGUCCCAAACCACAUCAAAAUGAACGCAUAGAAUGCGUAUCUGGGAAGAGAGUAACGGUUAAGAAUAUCAGGAAAAUAAGUCUUGAAAUUAUCUUUGGAAAUCCGGAAGAUGAAACACAGCUGAAUGAGGACAAAGUUCUUGAGCAAGGUAGAUCUCAUGUAUGUAUGACAGCAUUUGACAAUGCAGGGUUUUCCAUGGAAGGGGUAAACCACCGAAGAAAAUCAAGUCGAUAUAUACGUCUGUCAGGAUUCCAGAACAGCAUGGAUGCAGACACAGCUGAAGUGAUACUGGCAGAGGAACUGCGGAACAAUGCUCUCACAGCAGGAAAUAAUGAUGGGUGUCAAGUGCCAAGAAGUCCCAGUAAGUCAGGACCUUCUACUGACCUUCCGGGAGAAGGGAAUGUUGAUUUGCAACGACUGGGUCCAUCUUGCGGCGUUGUUCAUGAUUUAGUGCUGAACGAAGAGAAUGAGCAAUUACUUAACCAGCAAUCAAAGGCACAGACAAGUGAUCUUCAGAAGACAGCAGUCGUUGAGCCCGAAGUUUUGUCGAUUGAUAUGAUUGCUGAAGAUACUGUCGCGUCUUUCAAGACCAUCGACAUUUCAUCAAGUAUUCCGCGUAAUACCAUUACUGACUCUGACAUCAAACAUGUCGAAGACGUCAAAGAAGGAAAAGAAGACAUAUUUCCGCAUGUGGUGCAGCCGAAGAAUUUGGAAGUGGAAAAAGGACGAGGGUUUUUCCAAAGAUACAGAGCACUAUUCUAUCCUGAUCUUUGGCUCAUCUGCAUCUGCAUCACUGGUCUUCCAAUGAUGAACACAUUCUUUUAUGUUAAUAUGGGAGAUUUCCUUAUAUCGAGAGGUUUCGAACGCCACGUUAUCCCGUGGGUGGUCACAACGUUUGGGAUCUCCGAAUUGGUGGGUAAAAUUUUGUUGGCUGUUGUAGCUGAUCGUCUGCCCUUCCCCAAGAUCUUCAUCUAUAACUUCGCCUGCGCGGUCGGCAUGGUUGUCAUGGGCUGCCUGCUAGUAGUCAGAUCAGUCGCCCUUCUACUCUGCAUCGCAGUUGCAAUAGGAAUGAUAGUGAUGAUGGUGGCCAAUGCACUUUCUUACUCAAUCUGUAACCAAAUUUUCAAACCAGAAGAUGCCCUUCAAACAUGGACGGUUGUCAUGGUUACACAAGGAUUUGGAUACAUGCUGGGUGCCUUGUUUGGUCAGAGCAUCGACCGUACUGGUUCAUACAACUCUGCCAUUUAUUCCAGUAUUGGGAUAUACGCGCUCUGCGCUUUGGUUUGUACAGCGGUUCCACUUUAUCAGAAGUUCUUCGCGCCGGAGAGAUUUGUGAUGUUUGAAAACCAAGAUACAUGUAGAAGAAAACGGACAAUGAAGAAACGGUACAAACCAGAUGACCUUGUCAAUAUAGGGGAGAGUGGGGUAAAUAAGGCCAUGGGGGUGAAUAAGGCCACCUAUUAGUUUUUAGCUCACUGCUCGAGAAUGGUAGGGUCAAAUGGGUAUACUGUUUGUGUAGUAUUUGAGACAGUUCCUUUGAGCACAGAGAACGUCUCACAGCCCAAUGCACAUGGCCAGGAGGAGCACAAACCCAGCAGCACCUCAGAAUCAAAAUUUUUUGCCCCAACAGUCAACACUACGUGUUUAGAGUCCGAGGUGUGGGAGGUGGGGCCGUAAUAAGCCAAAUAUGUAGGUGAAGGUAAAACCGACAUCCGUGACAUCAAAAUAUCGCUGUACUUGUUUAUGGGUUCAAUUCAGGGAAUACUUGCCAAGGGUAUAUCGUUUUGUUUCCAAUACUUGUUAAGGGUAGGGUUUCACACGCCUAUACUUGCUAAGGGGUGCAAUUUCAGAAUAUGGAAAAUACUUGUUUAGGGUGCUUUUCGGGACCCCAUGGUCGCGCAUGGUAUCCACUCGUCAAUGGAAGUGCCCCCACCGGGUGGGAGAGAUAGAUAGAGAGAGAGAGAGAGCGAGGGGGGAGGGAGUUAGAGAGAGAGAGAUCGAGAGAGGGGGAGGGGAUCAUCCUGUCUUUACCCAACCCAUCCGUUCCCAACCACAUGAUAUUUUAAUCCAUAUCUGAUUAUAAAAAAAGUAAUUUUCUCAAAAUCUUUGAAACGAUCAUUAUAAACGCGGUGAUAUCAUUUGCAUACAAGACAGAGUUAAUUUCUUUACUUCCGAAUCCUAUUUUCGAUACUUCGGUCAUUCCUUAUAAUUUUAGUGAGCCCUUGAUUCAAUCGCUAUCACAAAGAAAGUUGGGUAAAAAAAUCCAAACCUGAACAGCGCCAUCUCAGAAUAACCGAACGAUAAUCUGAUAGAUAUCUCGCUCUCAUGUCAUUGUUAGAUGGUUUCAUGAACACUGUAAAAAAAAUAUUGGGUAAAAUUUAACCAGCACGAGGGACAUUAUGUAUCCAACCAAUUUGGGGCAGUAUUUUACCCAAUGUGGGAAGCAUAUUGUCUAGUAAGGUUUAAAGAAUAAGCAGCAAUUACUUUAGAAUUGUCAAAAUUUUCAUCACACUGGAUAAAUAAAUAUGCCCAAAAGAAAUGCCCAAUGUUGGUUGGACACAUUAUUACCCUCAUGGAGCAUUUUUAUCCAACAUUUUAUCAAAGUGAAGGCCGCACACCACCAAUUAUUACUCAAUAGGCUUAUUUAUUUUCAUAUAGAAAUACACAAUAUUUUUGUUUUAGGGCUAUUAAUCAAUUAUUCUCUUUUUAUUCAAGUCAACAUUUUGUAAUAAUGUGUGUGCAACUGUCCAGAUUGUGCGUUGGUGUGUUCUUGUUCCCCUUUAUAUCUCUUGAUUUUUAUCUGUAGACCAGGGGGGGGUUCAUGAAAGUUGUCAGCACUGACUAAAUUGUCGGUGCUGACAAUUUCAGUGAAAUCCUUGGUUUUGAUUGGCUGUGAGGCACUUGCCUCUGACUGUUACUAUGGCAACUGUCGGAGAAAGCCAACUUGUCAGUGCUGACAACUUUCAUGAAACGCUCCCCUGCGGUUCAAACUUGGCGCCUAGAUGUCAAACAGGGAUGUUGAUAUAGUUAACAAUUUAUUUAGAUUUGGAGCACACGAUAUCUAUAUUCUACUGCAUGCGCUAUGUAAGAUUCCUAAAACUAUUAUAUCAAUGAAAUAUAUGUGUUUUCAGUUUUGUUUUGAAGUUGAUGUUUACGGAUGGUGCUUUGCUGACUUCUCAUUGGGGGUAAGACAUUCACCACUGUAGAUCUCACAAGGGAUAAUAUAUUUUCAAAUCGAGAGUUAUAAAUCUCGAGAAUUACUAGGCCCAAUUAGUACUUUACAUUGCUCAUGUUGUCUGACAGUCCGGCUGACAGUAUAUUCAUAUAGAGUAACGGUCAUUGUGGUUUUGAUAAUUCUGUACACCAUUUUGUAUGGCACUGAUAUUUAUUUGUUAUCAUAUGUCAAAUUGACAAUUAAACAGU